AACCACAGCCAGACGCCGGCAGCCAGUGAUCAGGAACAAAGCUAGUAGAACCAUGCUGGCGAGGCGCGCGGGCAUGGCUCAGCAGCUGUGCCUGGCGGCGGCGGUGGCGCUGGCGCUGGCGCUUGCGCUGUCGUGCGGCGUGGCCUCGGCGGCGGUGCCUCCGGCUCCGCUUCCGAAGCCGCCGGUGAAAGGCCGCGGCAAGUUGGUGACCCUGACUACCAAGAACUUUGGGCACAAGCGCAACUACCAGGUGACGUGCGUGGACAAGGACAACCCGGGCGGCUGCUACGUCGGCUGCCCUAAGCGAUGCCCCAACCAGUGCAUCGUCUUCUGUGCCAACUGCCUCAGCUUCUGCGAGUGCGACAUCUUCCCGGGCACUUCCUGCGGCGACCCUCGCUUCACCGGCGGCGACGGCAACACCUUCUACUUCCACGGCAAGAAGGACGACAACUUCUGCAUCGUCACCGACUCCGACCUCCACAUCAACGCCCAUUUCAUCGGCAACCACAACCCCGACCUGAAGCGCGACUUCACGUGGGUGCAGGCCCUGGGCGUCACCUUCGGCGCCGGCCACCGCCUCUACGUCGGCGCCCGCAGGGUCGUCGAAUGGGACGAGGACGAGGACCACAUCCAGAUCACCUUGGACGGCGAGCCCGUCGACAUCGACGCCGUCAGGAACGCCCGCUGGGAGUCCAACAAGCAGGCCCUGCCCGGCCUGUCGGUCACUCGCAUGAAGGACGUGAACACCGUGGCCGUGGAGCUCGACGGCGUGUUCAGGAUCUCGGCCAACGCCGUGCCCAUCACCGAGGAGGACGACCGGAUCCACAAGUACGGCAAGACGGGGCGCGACAGCCUGGUGCACCUGGACCUGGGCUUCCAGUUCCACAACCUCACGAGGGACGUGGACGGCGUGCUGGGGCAGACCUACCGCCCUGGCUACGUGACCAAGCUGGACAUCAGGAAGAAGAUGCCCAUCAUGGGCGGCGCACCAAAGUACCGGUCGUCGGGUCUCUUCACCACGGACUGCGCCGUCUCCAGGUUCCGCCGCGGCGGCGUUGCCGGCGGUGGGGUCACCACAUUCGCCUCUUAAAUCUUUGCAUGCAUGGCGGAUUAUUGUCCGUUGAUCUGAUCCGUGCCAUGCAUGAAAUGAAAUAAUUAAGUCAACAAAAUCUAUAUAUGUCGACCCCGUGUGUAUUAUAUGUGAGGAACAAGCAGGAAGAAAAGAAAUAAGCAGCAGGAAGAAGAAGCUCAACUGGUUGAGAAAUGUGUUAAUUCAUUUUGAUAAAAAGAACUGUGAUACUCGUUUACCUAUUUCAUUAUUGUACGCAUAUUUAAUGAA
Setaria italica (foxtail millet) is the source of this 1339-nucleotide messenger RNA. RefSeq lists its product as uncharacterized. NCBI's taxonomy places the organism in Eukaryota, Viridiplantae, Streptophyta, Magnoliopsida, Poales, Poaceae. The record is from RefSeq and is a predicted model, not a curated record. The coding region runs from base 53 to 1090 and encodes 345 amino acids. The transcript is spliced from 2 exons.